GUGGUGCUGAUGCUGCGGAGGAUGCUGCACAUUUUCAGCGUGAAGCCCCGACAUCAAACUGACUCACAGGACCAACAUUACUCCCUGAGUGCAGUCUAGCUGACUUCACAAAGUCUUCCUAGCAGCCAUGACGUCAUCAGCCUACAGAGAGAAGUUGCGAGAGCUCCCUCUGGUGUCGUUUUUGUGCUCCUGCAUCCUCCAGAAGCCACCUGGCGCCUUGUCCGCUCAGAAGGAAGGCGUGGUGGACCUAAACCUGGGCGACAUUCGCCACAUGGAGGUGAUGGAGCUGAGCAAGCGUGCGAGCGGCCACGCCUUCCAGGUCAUCCUGAAGCCGCCCAUCUUUAACGGCGAGCCCAAGGCGACCACGCCCCCUCGUCCCAAACCCUCGCUGGAGGAGAUCCAACACAAACUGGACGCCGCCCACGAGAGGAGAAAGUGUCAGGAGGCGGAGCUCCUGAAGCACCUGGCGGAGAGGCGACAGCACGAGCGCGACGUGGCCAGCAAACACGCGGACAGGAAGUCGCAGGGGGCGAGGUGACGCCUGGCGUGCGGAGAUGGAUCUCAUCGUCCUUUUUUCGGACGGCUGCUGAAGACUCCGACGGCACGGGAACUCUAGACGGAUCGCGUGACGACAACUUUGUUUCCACGGCAACGCUGCUCCGUGAGCGCGGACGCCGUCGGGACACGGCGACACCCAGAGACGGCAGAGACGUUUUUCUUCUCGGUGUGGAAAUAAAAACACAACCAGCAUCGGUAUCGGUCUGACGCCGGCCGUGUCUACUUGAUAAUGAUAUCGGACAAAAUAAAACGCUAAAAAGUAAACGUCAACAAAACUUUUUCCAGCGACUGCCUGUACAGAAAAGUUGAAAGAAGCGUUUGACAUCCACAUCUUAGCGUUGUGUGUACAUUUGUGUAAAAUAUCAUAAUAGAACUAAUCAAUUCAUUGGAUGGAUGAUUCAUGAAGAAGCCGCACUUUAGUCACCCUGCCAUGAACGCAGCGGCUGCCACGCACUAAACAUGAUUUAUUUCUACGUCAGUAACUAGUCAUCAUUUGAACGAGGGUGUGUUUUUGCAGUGGCAUUGACGUUUGGUUACUUUCAUGUCUUUUAACAUUACUAUUUCAAUUUUAAUUUGGAACCUUUGAGAGGCGCUGCUGGGUCUAUUGACCGAUCCAAAAUUCUCUUCAAGGCUUUGAAAGUUUUAAUAAAAAAGUAUU
Entelurus aequoreus (snake pipefish) is the source of this 1216-nucleotide messenger RNA. RefSeq names its product stathmin-4-like. Bases 128 to 538 code for a protein of 136 amino acids. Gene Ontology annotation, cellular component: neuron projection; cytoplasm. The record is from RefSeq and is a predicted model, not a curated record. Lineage: Eukaryota; Metazoa; Chordata; Actinopteri; Syngnathiformes; Syngnathidae. The transcript is spliced from 5 exons. Gene Ontology annotation, molecular function: tubulin binding. Gene Ontology annotation, biological process: neuron projection development; regulation of microtubule polymerization or depolymerization; microtubule depolymerization.